Molecule: messenger RNA, 924 nt
Organism: Adineta steineri
Lineage: Eukaryota; Metazoa; Rotifera; Eurotatoria; Adinetida; Adinetidae
Source: the annotation of a GenBank genome assembly
AUGUUCGCAAUAUUUCUUCAUAAUAAAACAAUAAUAAAUACUGAAUCAUUAUUUAUAAUUUUCGAUAUCUUAUCGAUUGUAUUUACUUUAUUAAUCGUUGGAAUUGCCAUACUUUAUUUAUUUAUUAUUAUUUCAAAUAAAACUUGUCAUACAGUUCCAAUGAUGUUUAUUGCUAAUUCAUGUUUAGCUCAUCUUAUCUUUGGUCUUGACAGACUUUGGAUAGCUGGAUUUCGACUACAAAAUGAUAUUAAAAAAAUUCAAUAUCAAGAUUAUUUAUGUAUUCUUCGAAUUUAUAUUGCAUAUAGUUCAUGUGCUAUGUUAAAUUAUUCUUAUUUAGUACAAGCUAUAUAUCGAUAUCUAUGUGUAGUUUACCCAACUCGUUUAUUAUGGCAAUCACGACAAAUACAAUUCUUAUUUAUUUUCAUGUCAUGGAUAUUUAGUAUUGCAUAUCCUUUAAUAUUUAUAUUUAAUGGAGAAAUUGUUUAUGAUGCUGCCAAUCAUAUGUGUCAAUUACCACUUGGAUAUUCUUUUUCAUUAGUUUAUAUGUUACAUUGCAGUUAUAUAAUACCUGUUCUGUUCAUUAUGAUGACUUAUUUUAAAUUAAUUCGAUAUAUUCAUGUAAUGAGUAAACGUAUAACACCGGCGAAUAUUAUAAUUCGAGCAAAACGACAAUUAAGAAUGGUUCGAAAUAUCGUUAUUCUUAUAACGAUUUUAUUCAUAACUGGUUUUCCUUAUGGACUAUUUGUUGUCAUGUCAUUUUUUACAAACAUACCAAAAUAUCAUUGUCGAUUUUCUUGUGUAUUCUUUGAUGUAUUAUCUGUAUCAGUUAUGAUUGCUUUAUUUAAAUUUACAGAUCCACUGAAAAUGUCUAUAACAGACAUCAUUAGACGAAAAUCAAAAGUGGUAUUAGUAAGAAUGGUAUAA